Molecule: messenger RNA, 1891 nt
Organism: Cloeon dipterum
Lineage: Eukaryota; Metazoa; Arthropoda; Insecta; Ephemeroptera; Baetidae
Exons: 7
Coding region: 245-1495 (416 amino acids)
Biological process (GO): protein dephosphorylation; negative regulation of MAPK cascade
Cellular component (GO): cytoplasm
Molecular function (GO): protein tyrosine/serine/threonine phosphatase activity; MAP kinase phosphatase activity
Source: RefSeq, a predicted model, not a curated record
GCGCACGCGACCCGAAAUAGACUUUGGCUUGGUCGAGCUAAUUCCAACUCUUUCAGUGUCUCUUGGGCCGUGCCUGCGACACCACAACCUCCUCCAUGAGCAAGUGUAGUUCGUGUUUGAAUUAGUGUCAAGUGUAUUCUGCGAACCCGCAGUCAGACGCUGUCACCUCAGCACCUCAUACUUCAAAUCGCGGUACUUCCCGUCGUGCCCGCGCACCCCGGCCGCCUCACCGCGACGCACCCCAAUGGAGCAGUACGAUGACCUGGCUACCCGUUAUCAGCAGCUAACGGACAAAUACGCCAACCUGAGGGAAAAGUACAGUAAUGCGUCCAACGGUGGGUCCAAGUAUUCGCCAUGGUCGCAUGCGUCCAGCGAGGAGCGAGUUUUGAUGGCACCGCGUUACAAAUCGCCGUCGCCCGUCGCCACGACCAAAUUACCGACCUCCAGGCACGCCUCCAAGGGGCCAGAGCUGUACACAUCACGCGUCUAUCGCACGCCACCACCAUCCUCCUUCUUGGACCUUGGGCCGUCCGCUGACGUAGACCGCGAGUCCCUAACCUCGGAGGCCAUUAUGAAGAAGUACCGCAGCCCCCUGAUCGAGAGGCAGGUGGAGAGUCCAAGGAUGAAGAGCCCCAGCAUCCUGGACAAGGAGAUGGAAAUUCUCUUGCCCAGGUACAGGCAGAGAGAACGAAUGGAGGCCCUUUUAAAGAAAGAAGCUACACCGCCUCCAAAGCCUGCCCCCACGGAGAACGUGUACGCAGCCGAUGGCCUGCCUCCAACUGCGCCCAGCACUUACAGCAGCCCUCGCUACGACAACAAGUAUGCCCUCAAGUAUCAGCACCACCAUGUGGACAAGCACAGGACGCACGCCAGUGUGCCCAAAUACGAGACUUUCACGCCACUCAGGGUGUCUCCGGCCCGGAAAUUCACCUGUUCCGUCAAGGAGCUCAGCCAUCUCAUAACUGAGCCCUCAGGUGGUGUUUACGUCCUUCCCACCGAUGCCUACAAUGAGGUUUAUCCUGACCUAUUUAUUGGAGAUAUGCACACAGCCUUGUGCACACAGCAGCUUCGGGCGAUAGGAAUCACUCACGUGCUGAACGCUUCUCAAAAGGACUCUCGGCCCGGCCAGGAGCCAGGUUACUACGUCAACACCACGGCGCAGUACUACCGAAGGGCCGACAUAGAGUUUCUCGGCGUGCCAGCCACCGAUAGCCUGUCCUUCGACAUCAGCCAAUACUUUAACGACGCAGCCGCCUUCAUUGAUUCGGCACUCCGCAUUGGAGGACGAGUGUUAGUUCACUGUCAUCAGGGCAUCAGCCGGUCAGCCACCCUGGUGCUUGCCUUCUUGAUGAUGCGUCGGGGCAUGACGGCCCAGGACGCCAUGAAAACGGUUAGAGCAAGGCGGCAAAUCAUCCCCAACGAAAGCUUCUUGAGACAACUGGUGGAGCUUAAUUCACGAUUGAUGGGUGACAGGAGGAACUACUACACAAAAUAAGCUAAUGAACUUUUUCAUCAGCCGAUAUUUAUUGUAAUCACCACAGGCUAUAUCUGUUCGUCGCUGCGAAGAAAACCUCAAAAUGUUAUUUGUUAUUUCUCUCCUCCAUUUUUCAAUUUCAAUAAAAUUUAUAAUUUUUUGUCUGCGUUUUGCCCACUUUUAUACAGUGCAGAGAACUGGUGUCUCUGUAUAUCAUAUUUUAAAAACCUAGCAAGAAGUGGAAAAGUUUGAAUUUCAUUUCGAUCUCAUUGAGCUAGGUGAGUCGUUGGGUACUUCCUAUUUUCGAAAUUUUAAUUUCCCAUUUUUACGCUUUAUUUGAGCCUUGGAUUUUAAUUUUUAAAAUUCUGUACUUGGAUUGAAAAAUGCAAUAAGAAAUAUACGUUUAAUGAUCAAAAA